Pelobates cultripes (western spadefoot toad) is the source of this 188-nucleotide messenger RNA. NCBI's taxonomy places the organism in Eukaryota, Metazoa, Chordata, Amphibia, Anura, Pelobatidae. The record is from the annotation of a GenBank genome assembly.
AUGGCGACAGGACUCAGAUACACUAUCUACAUCCUCCUCAGCAUCUUCCUCCUAUGGAACAGCUUUUUUAGGGAAAUCACAAACCACAGAGACCAAUCAGGAGGGGGGUCACCACAAGAGCAUCACAAGACAGAAGGCAAAGGAAACCUCCAAAAUAUAGACGGAGAAAUUGAUUUACAAUAUCUCAG